AUGAGUGAAGAAAUAAAAUACCUAUCACGUCCAUCCUUAAAAUCUGAAGGUAAACAAAAGAUAAUCAUAAUAGGAGCAGGUAUAAUUGGUGUCUGUACAGCAUAUUAUUUAACGAAACAUCCGAAUUUCAACCCUGAAAAAUAUCAUAUUAUAAUAUUAGAAUCGAGAGAAGUAGCCGCUGGCGCAUCAGGUAAAGCUGGUGGAUUAUUAGCAUCAUGGGCGUUCCCUAAUAUGAUUGUACCAUUAAGUUUCCAACUACAUCAAGAAUUAAGUGAUUUAUACAAUGGGGAGACGAAUUGGGAUUAUAGAAGGUUGACUACUGUUUCAUUGGAGGCGGAUGUUCAAGACGAGAAUAUUAAGUUCCAAGAACAAAGAUUGAAUUUAUUGACUCGAGAGAAAGAAUUGAAAAAUAAUUUCUUAAGGGAUUCUAAUAGUUUAUCAUCUAUUUUAUCCUCAAAUGAUGAUAUCGGUCGUAAUAAUAAUAAUGGUAAUAAUAAUGGUGAAGGUCGUCAUCGCCAUCGCCGUCAUCGUCAUUUAAAGGAAGGAAUAUUAGAACAUGGUGAUUCUGAUGAUGGUGAUGAUUCUGAUGAUGAAUUCGAAGAAGACUCUGAUGAAGACUCUGAAGAUGAAGAUGAAGAUGAAAAACUUUAUUUCAAUGCAGCCAAUUCCAUGUCAGGUGUGAUUUCUCAAUCAUCCGUAAAUGUAAAUAAAAACAAGAAAUAUAUGAAGGAUAACAAUCAUCAGUAUAACGCAAAUGACGACAAUAUGCAUAACACUCUAAGUGCGAGAGAUCGAUUGUCUAAUUCUGGUUCUAGUAUAAACUCCAUAUUGAAUCCAGCCACUACCGCAUCCACUACCACAAUGUCUACUACAUCUAUAACAGCACCUACAGCACAAGAUCAAUAUGAUAUUGCAUUACCUCGUGAUUUAGAUUGGAUUAGAAGAGAACUUGUCGAUAAUUGUUCCUCAUUAGGGAACAGAGAUUCCACGGCACAAGUUCAUCCAUAUAAGUUUACUAGGUUUAUAUUACAAAGAGCAAUGGAAAGUGAUUGUAUUGAUUUGAUAUUAGGUAAAGUAGUUGAUGUUAAGAUUGAUGACUCAAGAAAUAAAGCGACAGGUAUUCGAUAUCAACCGAUUAAAAAGAUGCAUGAAGACGCAUCUAGCGAUAAUAUUGUGGAUAAGGAGAAUAUUGUUGAUAUAGACGGAGAUGGUGCCACCAAAAUUAUCAUUACAACGGGACCAUGGACUUCAGAAUUAAUAAAAUCAUGCCCGAUAUCAGGGUUAAGGGCACAUUCUAUUAUAAUUAAACCUAAUUAUCCAAAGAAUAAUGGUAAUCCUACACAGGUAUCACCAUAUGCUAUUUUCACAGAAUUAAAAAUCAAUAAUAAUGAAUAUUUUUCACCUGAAAUAUAUGCAAGAAGAGAUGAAGUUUACGUAUGUGGAGAAGGUGACACGCUAGUGAAAAUUCCAGAUUCCACUAAAGCGGUUGCAUAUAACGAAGAUAAAUGUGAAGAAUUAUACCAUUAUGUUUCUAAGAUUUCUACACCUCUAUCAGAUGGGCAUAUUAUAAAGCAACAAGCGUGCUAUUUACCUGUAUUGAAUGUUGCUACUAGUUCAGGUCCAUUGAUUGGGGAAACGAAUGUGAAUAAUCUAUAUAUUGCCAGUGGCCAUUCAUGUUGGGGGAUUAAUAACGCGCCUGCUACGGAGAGGAUUAUGAGUGAAAUUAUCUUGGAAGGUGAAUCUAAAUCUGCAGAUAUAUCAUUAUUAAAUCCAAAAUUAUAUUUUGAUGCUAGUGCAAAGUAA
Messenger RNA from Naumovozyma dairenensis CBS 421, 1803 nucleotides. RefSeq names its product Tda3p (gene TDA3). The coding region runs from base 1 to 1803 and encodes 600 amino acids. Gene Ontology annotation, cellular component: late endosome; cytoplasm. Lineage: Eukaryota; Fungi; Ascomycota; Saccharomycetes; Saccharomycetales; Saccharomycetaceae. The transcript has a single exon. Gene Ontology annotation, molecular function: oxidoreductase activity. The record is from RefSeq and is a predicted model, not a curated record. Gene Ontology annotation, biological process: retrograde transport, endosome to Golgi.